CAAAAUCUCUUACGUAAGAAUUUCGGUUGCCCCAUUUUUGAAUCGUCUCUCUCUCCCUCGAAUAACCAUUUAUAAUCAUCUCUCUCUCUUUCAAUCCUGAUCUCAGCUUACAAAUCUUAACUAAUAACGUGGAACCGACACAUUAUACUCUGAACCUGCCCUCUUCCUCUCUGGUUCUCACGUGAUUUCAGUUUCUUCAAGCGAUCGAUUAAUUAAUCGUUGAAAGCUGUUACCAAUUUUUCGAAUAACAAUGUCGCAAAUCAGAUGUAACUCUCGGGGUUUGAGGUCCGUAACCGUUCUUUUUCUAAAUCUAGCUUUAGCUUUCGCAUUCGUUUCCGCUGAGAGGAUCCUCAAGUUUGAUUCUCAAACGCGGGAAAGUGACGAAAGAAGCAGUUUCGUCCUCAGAGCAGCGAGUUUCUUAUGGGAAUCUGACCAAACAGGCUAUCAUCAUGUCUGGCCCGAAUUUGAGUUUAACUGGCAAAUUGUGUUGGGAACUCUCGUUGGAUUCUUUGGUGCUGCUUUUGGCAGCGUAGGAGGUGUUGGUGGAGGUGGAAUCUUUGUUCCAAUGCUCAGUUUGAUUAUUGGGUUUGAUCCCAAAUCAGCAACAGCCAUGUCUAAAUGUAUGAUCAUGGGAGCUUCUGUGUCAACUGUGUAUUACAACCUUAGGUUGAGGCAUCCUACUCUUGAUAUGCCAAUCAUUGACUAUGAUCUCGCCCUCCUCAUCCAGCCCAUGCUUAUGCUCGGGAUCAGCGUUGGGGUUGCUUUCAAUGUCAUGUUUCCGGAUUGGAUGGUUACAGUACUACUCAUUAUCCUCUUUCUAGGCACAUCAACAAAGGCUUUCUUAAAAGGUUGUGAGACUUGGAACAAGGAGACUAUAGAGAAAAUGGAAGCUGCUAAGCGUUUAGAGUCAAAUGGUGUAUCUGCCACAGAAGUGGAGUACGUUCCUCUACCCGCAGCUCCGAGCACAAACAAUGGAAACAACAAGAAACAACAAGUAAGUAUUAUAGAAAAUGUAUACUGGAAGGAACUGGGACUUCUCGUUUUCGUCUGGGUUGUUUUCCUGGCACUUCAGAUAGCCAAGCAAAAUAUGGCUACAUGUUCAAUAGCAUAUUGGGUCAUAAACUUGUUACAGAUUCCGGUUGCAGUUGGAGUAUCAGGGUAUGAAGCAGUAGCUUUGUACCAGGGUAGAAGAAUCAUUGCGUCGAAUGGACAAGGAGACUCCAAUUUCACCGUUGGUCAGCUUGUUCUCUACUGUACAUUUGGCAUAUUGGCUGGAAUAGUCGGUGGUUUACUUGGUUUAGGUGGAGGUUUCAUCAUGGGCCCAUUGUUCUUAGAGCUAGGUGUCCCACCACAGGUCUCAAGUGCUACAGCUACUUUUGCUAUGACUUUCUCUUCAUCCAUGUCUGUUAUAGAAUACUAUCUUCUCAAACGAUUCCCUGUUCCAUAUGCUCUGUACCUUGUGGGAGUGGCUACAGUUGCAGCUUUGGUUGGACAACAUGUAGUGAGAAGGUUGAUUGCAGUCAUCGGCAGGGCAUCUCUCAUCAUCUUCAUCCUUGCGUCCAUGAUUUUUAUCAGCGCGAUAUCACUUGGUGGCGUGGGGAUAGUGAACAUGAUCGGCAAAUUCCAACGGCAUGAGUACAUGGGUUUCGAAAACAUCUGCAAGUACAGUGGUUAACGAUUUGUGGAUCAUGUCAAAGACUCUAUCUCGGCCUUUGAUCUCUUUUUUAACUGAAGCCAAAUCACGGUCUCAGUAACUGUAAAGUUUCAUUCUUGAUUGCAAUUCGAUUUUGUGUUAUUUCUUUAGAAGGGAUUAAUGCGGGUUUGUUUGCUAAUUGUAUUCUAGAUAUGUUUGUUUAAAAUACUAUUUGGUAUUGAUUUUUUUUUUUGCACAA
Molecule: messenger RNA, 1892 nt
Organism: Brassica napus (rape)
Lineage: Eukaryota; Viridiplantae; Streptophyta; Magnoliopsida; Brassicales; Brassicaceae
Product: sulfite exporter TauE/SafE family protein 3
Exons: 12
Coding region: 251-1675 (474 amino acids)
Biological process (GO): protein ubiquitination
Cellular component (GO): membrane; Cul4A-RING E3 ubiquitin ligase complex
Source: RefSeq, a predicted model, not a curated record